ACCUCUUCCUCUACUCUUCCCCCGGAAGUGUUAAAGCUCCUGGGUUGAGUGACGCCGGGUUGCGGGAGGAGGUGAACGGAGCGGAGGCGGAGGAGAUAGGAGGAGGGUGGGUGAGACGUAGCGACGAGAAGAAAGAGGACUAGAGAAGAGGUGGAGGGCUCUCCUCCUCGUCGAGCGAGCGGCCGUGGAGAGGAGAGGAGACGCAAAUGGCCGCCCUGGCGCUGCUCAGCUACGAGAAUAGGCCCCUCAAGAGGCCUCGUUUGGGACCCCCAGAUGUCUACCCGCAGGAUCCCAAGCAAAAGGAGGACGAGCUGAAUGCCGUGAAUGUGAAGCAGGGCUUCAGCAAUCAGCUGGCCUUCUCCGGCGAUGAGCAUGGCAGCGGAAGGAGUUUCCUCAACCAGAUUGUACCAGCCAAGAUUGGCGCAUACUUCAGCGACAUACUCGCGGAGAAGUUCAAGCUGAACACGUUUCAGGACACGGGAAAGAAGAAACCGCAAGUGAACACAAAGGACAACUACUGGCUGGUGACGGCCCGCUCGCAGUCCGCCAUUCAUAACUGGUUCACAGACCUGGCCAGCAACAAGCCUCUCACAGGGCUCACCAAAAAGGUGCCCAUUCUCAGUAAGAAGGAGGAGGUGUUUGGAUACUUGGCCAAGUACCUGGUGCCUCCCAUGCGUGCCGCGUGGCUCAUCAAGAUGACGUGCGCCUACUACGCCGCCGUGUCGGAGGCCAAGAUAAAGAAGCGCCAGGUCAUCGACCCGUGCCUGGAGUGGACCCAGAUCCUCAUACGGUACCUGCGGGAGCAGCUGAGUAAGAUCGCGGAGCACUACGUGGCGACGGCCAGCCAGGGCGGCCAGAGCGGCACCAACCCUUCCACCUUGACGCCCGAGGCCGAGCAGGCCAUGAAGCAAUGGGAGUACAACGAGAAGCUGGCCCACUAUAUGUUCCAGGAGGGCAUGCUGGAGCGGCACGAGUACCUGUCGUGGGUGCUGGAGGUGCUGGAGCGGAUCAAGCCGGCCGACGACGAGCUCCUCAAGCUGCUGCUGCCUCUCGUUCUGCAGUACUCGGAUGAGUUCGUUCAGUCGGCCUACCUGGCGCGGCGCCUGGCGUUCUUCUGCGCCCGCCGCCUCUCGCUGCUGUUGGGCGACCCUUCAGCCGCCACGGCCAUGACCGGCCACGGCACGGGCCCUCGCUCCCACUCGCCGCUCCUCGGCCUUCCCUCCGGCGCCGGCGUCGGGGGGGGCGGCGGCGGCGGGAACAGCGCCGGCGGCGCAGCCGGCGUGGCUCCUGCGGCGCCGGCGGGCGGCAGCGCCCAGGGGACCCCGUCGGUGACCACGACCACGGGAUCCACCCCUCCUCCGCAGCCGCCCACCGGCUCCGCCAACCCGACGCACCCGGCAUUCGCCGACUUCCAGUCGUGCCCCCAGCACCGCUCGCUCAUCUACGGGCUCAGCUGCAUGCUGCAGACGGUGACUCUGUGCUGCCCCAGCGCCCUCGUGUGGAAUUACUCGCAGAACGAGAGCAAGACCAAUACGCCUGGCUCACCACUCGACCUGCUGCCACUUGCGCCCUCCAGCCUGCCAAUGCCCGGGGGAAACAACGCCUUCAACCAGCAGGUGCGUGGGAGGUUGAGGCAGGUCGAGCAGCAGAUCCGUCAGCGAGGUCGUGCCGUGGAGGUACGCUGGUCCUUCGACAAGUGCCAGGAGUCGACCGCGGGAUUCACCAUCAGCAAAGUCCUCUACACGCUGGAGCAGCUUGACAAGCACUGCUUUGACCGCUCCGACUCCAGCAGCUGCCUUGACUCGCUCUACAACAAGAUAUUCUGCUCCCCGCAGAGCAAGGACGGUCAGGAGGUGGCUAUGCCUGACGACGCUAUCGUGACGCUGCUCUGCGAGUGGGCCGUCAGCUGCAAGCGUUCGGGGAAGCACCGCGCCCUGGUGGUCGCGCGGCUUCUCGAAAAGCGUCAGGCGGAGCUGGAGGCCGAUCAGCGCUGCGGUGAGUCGGAGGUGCUGGACGAGAAGGAAUCGAUCUCGUCGGGCUCACUGGCCGGCGCCAGCCUCCCCGUCUUCCAGAACGUGCUGCUGCGCUUCCUGGACACGCAGGCGCCCAUCAUAACCGACCCAAGCAACGAGAGCGAGAAGAUGGAAUUCUCCAACCUGGUGCUGCUGUUCUGUGAGCUGAUGCGCGCCGAGGUCUUUUGGCACGACGGCUACAUGUGCACGCUGAUCUCGCGCGGCGAGCUCGCCUGGGGUGGCGCGGCCGCCGCAGCCGCCGUUGCCACCGCCGCCGCGGCCGCAGCGGCCGCAGCGGCCGCUUCCACCUCGUCGUCGUCGGGGGGGGGCCCGGGCAGCGGCGGAGGAGGAGGGGGCGCCUUAGGGGUCUGCUCCGGCUCCGUGGGGGGAGCCGGGCAUCAAACGCCGUCGCCGCACCCCCACACGGUGCCCGACGGUUCGGGAAAGAUGCAGCAUUCCCAGCACCAUUCGUCCGACAUGAAGGAGGAGUCUGGCAUGGUUGAGUCCAUGGAAAUGGACUCUGGGGCAACAACUCUCUUUGAUGAUUUGGACAAGAGCGACUACAAGGCUGAGUUCCCGACUGACUUCAUGGUGGUGCAUGGGAAGGAGAUGUUUUCUCCUCUGGACACGGACCCGCUGGCUUCGGAGCCCAAGCCCAGCCCGGCGUCGGAUAAACCCACGCAGACCAAAGAGGACAAGCCCCUUCGCAAGGAGAAGCCCCUGGACCCCAUCUUCCCUCCGACGCACGAGCUGCCCCGCCACCUGCAGUAUGCGCUGCACUUCCCCAUUGUGCAGGACGAGUCGUCGGUGCACGAGUGCAACCAGCGGCUGAUUGUGCUGUACGGCGUUGGGCGCCAGCGCGACGAGGCGCGGCACCACAUCAAGCGCAUCACCCGCGACAUCCUCAAGAUCCUUAACAAGAAGAGCACGGCCGAGACCGGGGAGGAGAAUCAGAAGAGCAAGAGGAGUAAGCCGGAAUCCUUCCCGACGCUGGAAGGCAUCUUCUCUCGCUUCCAACAGCUCUCCUACUUCGAUCAGCACCAGGUCACCUCGCAGGUCGCCAGCAAUGUGCUCGAGCAGAUCACGAGCUUCGCAUCGGGGACGUCAUACCACCUGCCGCUGGUGCAGCACAUCCAGUUCAUCUUCGACAUCAUGGAGCACUCUCUCAACAUCCACGGCCUCAUCGACUUUGUCAUCCAGCUGCUGAAUGAGCUGAGCGUAGUGGAGGCAGAGCUGCUGCUGAAGUCGUCGAGCCUGGCUGGGAGCUACACCACGGGGCUGUGCCUGUGCAUCGUGGCUGUGCUGCGUCACUACCACGCCUGUCUGCUGCUCGGGCCGGACCAGACAGCGCAGGUGUUCGAGGGGCUGUGCGGCGUGGUGAAGCACGUGGCCAACCCUUCGGACUGCUCUUCCCCCGAGCGCUGCAUUCUCGCGUACCUGUACGACCUGUGCGUGUCCUGCAGCCACCUCAAGAGCAAAUUUGGGGACCUCUUAAGUGGCGCCUGCUCCAAAGUGAAGCAAACCAUCUACUGCAGCGUGACGCCCUCCACGUCCAACCUGCUGUGGGACCCCGAGUUCAUGCAGGACUACAUCGAGCACCCGGACACGCAGAUCAACUACUCGCUGCUCGGCAAGGUGCUGCAUGACAGCGCGGUCCACCGCUACAGCUUCGUGUGCAACGCGCUCAUGCACAUCUGCACGGGCCACCAGGAUACGGAUCGGAUAAACGACGUGGGGAACCUGUGCGCCGAGCUGACCGCGUGCUGCACCACUCUGAGCUCCGAGUGGCUGGGGGUGCUCAAGGCCCUCUGCUACUCCUCCAACCACGGCUGCGGCUUCAAUGACCUCCUGUGCAGCGUUGACGUGAGCGACCUGUCAUUCCACGACUCGCUAGCCACCUUCAUCGCCAUCCUCAUCGCUCGCCAGAGCUUCUCGCUUGAGGACGUCAUUCAGCACGUGGCGUUGCCCUCCCUCCUCGCCGCUGUGUGCGGAGACUCUGACGCAGAACCCGGAGCUCGGCUCACCUGCCGUCUGCUGCUGCACCUCUUCAAAACUCCUCAGGUCACGCCGUCCACGCCGCCAGGAGGUAAGUCCAGCCCUGGCAUCCGCUCAUCGUGUGACCGGCAUCUGCUGGCCGCGGCUCACAACAGCAUCGAGGUGGGGGCUGUCUUCGCUGUGCUCAAGGCCAUCCUCAUGCUCGGCGACAUUGAUCUGGGUGGGCAAGGCCUGCACAGCUCGCACGGCGACGACGUGAGCGUGGCGAGCCUGCUGGCGCCUAUCCGGGGUCUCGACGACGCCGCCGACGACGAGGUCCUGAGCGGCGGCGGCGGCGGCGGCGCCGGGGGUGCCGGUGCCGGCGGCCCCGGUGGCGGCAAAGGGGCCCGGCCGGGCGGGCGCGUCACCGCCAUCGAGACGGCGAGCCUCAGCGAGUACGCCAAGUUCGCGCUCAAGACCAUCUGCCAGCAGGAGUGGGUGGGCGAGCGCUGCCUGAAGGAGCCCGAGUCGCUGCGUGACGACAAGGACCUGCUGCUGGACCCCGUGCUCUCCAACAAGCAGGCGCAGCACCUGCUGCAGCUCAUCUGCUACCCCCACGGGCUGCCCGAUGCGCAGGACUCGGACAACCCGCAGAGGCAGCGCAUCAAGCGCAUCCUGCAGCACCUAGACCAGUGGACGCUCAGGCAGUCGUGGUUGGAGCUGCAGCUGAUGAUUAAGCAGUGUCACAACUCCGAAAUGAACAACCUCCUGGAGAACAUAGCCAAGGUGACCAUCGAAGUCUUCCAGCAGUCGGCCGAGAUGAACAGCUCCUCCAACCUCAUGUCGCUCGGCCUUUUGGGACACGGAGGGGGCGGCCCUGGCACAGGUGUCGGCAGCAGCGAUGCUGCGCAGAACGCAGCCGCGGCCGCCAAGAAGAAGCCCUUCCUCAGCUCGUCAGAGCGCAAGGGCGUGUGGCUGGUGGCGCCGCUCAUCGCCAAGCUGCCCAGCUCGGUGCAAGGCCGCGUGCUCAAGGCGGCCGGAGAGGAGCUGGAGAAGGGCCAGCACCUCGGGUCCUCCUCCAAGAAGGAGCGCGACCGACAGAAACAGAAGAGCAUGUCGCUGCUGAGCCAGCAGCCCUUCCUGUCCCUGGUGCUCACCUGUCUCAAGGGCCAGGAUGAGCAGAGGGAGAGCCUCCUAACGUCUCUGCAGAACCAAGUCAACCAGAUCGUGAGCAACUGGCAGGAGGAGCGGUACCAGGACGACAUGAAGGCUCGGCAGAUGAUGCACGAGGCGUUGCAGCUUCGUCUCAACCUGGUCGGAGGGAUGUUCGACACGGUCCAGCGCAGCUCGCAGUGCACGACCGAGUGGGCGGUGCUGCUGCUGCAGAUCGUCAGCACGGGCACCGUAGAUGUACAGACCAACAAUGAGCUCUUCACGACGGUGCUCGACAUGAUCGGUGUGCUCAUCAACGGCACGCUGGCCUCGGACCUCUCGAGCAUCUCGCAGGGCAUCAUGGAGGAGAACAAGCGCGCCUACAUGAACCUUGUCAAGAAGCUGAAGAAGGAGCUGGGCGACAAGCGUUCGGAGAGCAUCGACAAACUGCGCCAGCUGUUGCCGCUGCCCAAGCAGACGGUGGACAUCAUCACGUGCGAGCCCAUGGGCUCCCUCAUCGACACCAAGGGGAACAAGAUCGCCGGCUUCGACUCCAUCGACAAGAAGCAGGGCCUGCAAGUGUCCACCAAGCAGAAGGUGUCUCCCUGGGACAUGUUCGAGGGCCAGAAGAACCCGGCGCCGCUGUCGUGGGCGUGGUUCGGCGCGGCGCGAGUCGAGCGUCGAGCCCCACGUUACGAAGAGCAGCACCGGCUGCUGCUCUACCACACCCACGCGCACCCUCGCCCGCUGGCCUACUACCUGCACCCCAUCCCGCUCCCACCGGAGGAGGUGGAACCGCCGGCGCCUCCGUCGGCGGGGCCAGUGGGGGGCGGCGCGGACGGCGACCGCAAGCAGGCCGAAGCGUCCGUGGAGGCCGCCAAGCCUCCGGAGGAGGACAAGAAACCCAAGAACACGCGCAAGCGCAAAAAGCCGAGCCAGAAGGAGGAGUACCCGCAGAACAGCUACAACCGAAUGCCGCCAUUCGGAACGAUACCACCACCGCAGAUGAUGCACACCACACACCCGCCCUACCAGGGCCUCGGCUACACCACCAUGAACCAGCCACUGCAGACCAAUUACUACACUCCCAGCCAGCCGCUUGCACCAGGCGGACCGCGGAUAGACACGAGCCGGCCGUUCCCGGGCGCCAACACGAAGCAGCUGCUCACCGACAUGCUGAUGCGGCGAGGAUCCCUUCCCCAGCCGCCAGGACCGGGCCCCGGCAUGCCUCCCCACCAACAGCAGGCACAGGCACAGAACCAGCAACAGCAGCAGCAGCAGCACCAGCAGCAGAUGAUGCACAUGAAGAUGAUCCAGCGGCACACCUUAAUGCGCCACCCGGCACAAAUGAGGCCUUUUGCACAGGUGCAGGGCCAGGCGAUGGGCCAGGGAGCCAUCUACUCGCAGCCCGUACGGCAGCCUAACCCCCUCGCUCAGUACAGCGCAAUGCAGCAGCCAGCUCAGGCAAUGUCUCAGGGCUACGGCGCUUUCUCUGCGGGCGGCGGCGGCGGCGGCGGCAACGGAGGCGCGGGGGCCGCCGGCGCCAGCGGGGCCCCCAUGGUCGUGAGUGGGCAGCACGGUUCGCAGACGGCGCUCCUGUCACCGGGCUACACGGGACAGCCCUACCAAGCGGGGCCCGCGCCAGGAGCCGGAAUGGUGGACUCGCUGCGGCAGAUCCAGCAGCAGCAGCAGCAACAGCAGCAGCAACAACAGCAGCAACAACAGCAGCAGCAACAACAGCAGCAGCAGCAACAACAGCAGCAGCCUAGUGGCUACGUACACCAGCAGGCCCCGGCUGCUUACCCACGCAACCUACAGAACACACCCCGACUUUCACAUCAGCCCAUGCAGCAGGGUGGAAUGCUGUCGAGCAUAGAGCAGGUGCCGACCGGCCCAAUGCAUUCUGGCAUGGCGCAGAUGACACCGGAGAUGCGACACAGGAUGCAACAGCAGCAGCAGCAGCAGCAACAGCAGCAGCAACAGCAGCAGCAGCAGCAACAACAACAGCAGCAACAGCAACAACAGAGGAUCAUACAGCUUCCGCAACAGCAGGCUCCCCAGCCGGCACAGCAGCCCCCCAUGGGCAUGCAGCCCAUUCAGCAACAGCAAACAAUGCAAACACAACAGCAGCAGCAGACGGCUGCUCUGGUUCGCCAGCUGCAGAAGCAACUCUCAAGUGAGUCACUCGCCCGACAAACCAGCGGUCAGAAACUCAUACGUGCGCACGCACACACACACACGCAUACAUAUGCUGCACGCAAAUAACAGCAAAUAUGCCUUUAUGCCUGUCUGAUAUGUUUGCUAUGAACCAGAACAUAUAUAUAUAUAUGCGUGUAAAAGAGAGUUGCUUGUUAGGGACACAGAUGAGGGAAUGGAGGUGGGUUGAAGGUGUCCUGAGCUUUAACAGCAAGUUACUUUUAUUGUUGAGAAGGCUAAGGGAGCAGUUGGGAUUGAGACGAGGCGGAGAGACGGUGAAACGAGAAGGGCCAUGGAGAUGCCACCGGCGUCGGGUAGGAGGAGUAGAGGGAGACCGAGGGUGGGAGAUGGGAGGAUGCAGUGGAACGAGAUGUAUGUAUGAUUAAUUUAUUUUCGCACCGACCGUACGUGUAGCCAAUUAGCACGGUUGGGUACGUACGCUGCAAACGAAGUUCAACAUACAUCCAGCCGCGCUAAUCGGAGGUGCCGGCGAAGGACAACAAACUAGAGACGCUGAGUAAUUUCGAAAGAAGUUAGUUUUUAAUUUAGAUUUAAAAGUGCAUAGGGUCUAGUGGCUUCCUCAUAUCAGAAGGAAGAGCGUUCCAGACGGCCGCGGAAGUGCUUCUGAAAACGCGCGAUGCGGUGUUGACCGUCUUUGUUCAGCGGUUAGCCAAAAGCCACUGCAAGGAUGGCUCCAGGGUUUGUCUGGAUUACAGAGAGAGGAGGCAGAAUAAAACACAGUGGGGAAUGUUAGCGUAUGAGCAGAGAGAGAGAGAUACAUGUACAAAUUUAUGUAUUUGGCCAUAGAGAGUUUCAAUCGAUAUUUAUUAAUUUUUUACCGUCUCUUUUUUGGUCAUGUCACACUUGCAUGAAAUGUUUGCAUUUUUUCUGUUUUUCCUGUCAUGUGAUUUUGAUUUGCCAUUAACAUAUUUUUAUGACGCCCUUUUGAUCUGAAUUGUCACUCACUCAUCUGCUCGCCGCUCUCUUCGCGAUCCCACAUUGAACAAUACACCUUAAAAUAGACAAACAUGUAAAUAUAUCAAAGAAUGUGUUUUUUCAUGUAUAUAUGUAAAAGCUAUUGUGGUGUAUGAAAUUGUACACCACAGAUUUCGAAUGCUACAUUGUUUAAAAUAAAUGAGCUAUAUUGGCCACUGUAUAGAAUGUUAAAUUUGCAGGAUGUGGCCGGCUGGUUCAGAGGUAAGGGCCGCUGAGCACCGCAGAGAACCUGGGUUCGAAUCCAGGUUUCGACCACUGCCUGUAAUUAAACCGGGUUCUCUCAAGUGUAGUGAGUUGAUGGUCUCAGCCCGGUCACCAGUGACUGCACACACACACACAAAAACCCAUUACAUUUGGUUUUGCACAUAAUUUAGCGAAAUUCCACCUCUGCGAAUUCAACAUCGGGUUUGACUGUCAUGUGCCCAAACGUUACUCCCAUAUGCAGAGCAGGUGGGGAAGCGCUGCCCCUCUUCCGCCUGGACCAGAGGUCACUUGAAAGGAUCUUGGAUUUAGCUCCGUGAUAUCCACUUCCGUGGGCGGUUCUCUUAACAGGAAGAGUUGCACUGCCUCUGAGAGAGUUGCGAGUGGAUUCUUCCGUCUCGUGCCACGACACCGAUAGCACAGUCACGUGAAAACUCGGGGGGGGGGGGGGGGAAGGGGGCGGGUGUAGCGGAAUUCCAAAAUAAUUUAAGAGAGUUUGUUUUAACUACUUUUUUUUCCCAUCCAUUUCCACUCCCAUUUCCAUUGUUAAUGGUUGGCAGAUCACUGCCCUUUUGAUGUCCCCUUUGGUUGGUACCGGCCAGAUAUUUGUGCUAAAUGAAAUUUGUAUUUUAUAUAUAUCUAUACAUAAAAAAGUAUGCUUCAUCUAGUGGGGCGCGCUGUGCACCCAGCUGAGCAGCCAAACGCUUCGAAGGGAGCGUUUUGUUUCCAUUGCAUUGUGACGUCAACUUUUUUCCUGGAAACAGAAUCGGUUGCAUGUAAAUUAAAUAUAACACGCAAGCAUACGACUCGGGAGCAAGGCUGUGUGUGUAUGUCCGAAGUGUGCUUGUAUCAGAAGUGUCCCUUUUGCCCCCCCCCACCCCCCCCCCCCAACAGUAUAAUACUGUCAGCAUGUUUUACUUAUGUCAGAACUGUGCUUAUAUAGGCUUCCUUAUAGUCUAGCUCUGCUUGAUGUUAAAUGUAUCGAAUUGGCCAGAAAGGCCUCUGGAAUUAUGAGUGGCUCGUAGUUAGAAAGUUACGAGUUAAAAUCCUGGUUGGAGGGGAGUUGAUUCGGCCAAUCAUCCCUCUGGAGUUGCUAAAAAUGAAUACCACUUUGUGAGGAAGUCUCUAGUGGUUGUCCUAUGGGUAGACUUGCCCCCACCAUAGGAAUGUGGAAUUUCCACCGCUGGCUCAGGGGCUGUAAGCAGGAGGAAGUAUCUUAGGGCUUGUUAAUAUUUUUUUCAAUGUAAUAACAUAACAGAAUUAUAUAUUAUUUGAAAUUUCUACAUUCGUGCAAAAAAAAACACCUGAACGGUGAUGACACGCCGCCAUGCUGGGGUGCACCUCUAGAUUGUUCACUGAUUGCUCUUGCCUCUGUCUGUGUGUUUACACCCCCGCCACCGCCACUGGCCCUGCCGUGACCCCUUCGUGCUGGUGACACGUUUGCAGAUACACAGCAGCACCAGUACGGGCAUGGACCUGGACCUGCACCUUUUUAGCGGACAAUCGUGCGACUCGGAAAAAAAAAACGAAAGCGCGCAGCGAAAAAAAAAAGAGCCGGCCCGCUAAACGGGGGGGGGGGGGGGGGGGUGGUGGGGGGGGACGAAAAGAAGGCCGCUUAAUAUUAGCGGCUCCUCUGCUCGAAGCUGAAGAGUGAAAAAGGACGGAGGGGAAAAAGCGAUGGAGAAAUCAGGGCUGGCAAACAGAAUCUCCUCCCCCCCCCUCUGCUUGCCUUUUCAGGGGGGGGGGCCUCCCCCGGCCUCUGGCUGCUGUUUUGAUUUGAAAACUGUUCGUGGGUUUCAGUGGCGAUUUUAUUUCACAGCGACGGGGUUGGGGAGCCGGGGGGGUCGUUGGUGGUGAUGGCGGCGGCGGCGGCCGGGGAGGUGGUGGAAGAUUUAAUUUAGUUUAACUUGAUUAAAAACAGCACGACGAUGGCGGGGGAAGCGUGGCUUUGCUUGAUGAGACGUAGUCUUAAAAAGAAAAGACUUGAGGCCUCCCCCCCCUCCGCCCCGCCGCCUCCUCGCCCCCCCCCCCCUGCUCUCCGUUGCACUCAUACUUGACGACGCGUGUGCUUUAUGCAACUGUGAGUAAAAAAAAACUAAAAAUAAUGAUUGAAGGGUCAAACUUGCAUCCUUUUUGUAAAGCUUUAUCAAUGCAGAAAGAUGCGAUGCCUCCUGCCCCACCCCCCCCCCCCCCCCCCCAAUCUUGGGGGCGGUGGGGGGAGGGCACCACGUAAGGUAAGUAUUUGCCUUGAAGCCGUACAAAGUCUGUAACAGUUAUCGUAUGAGAAAACGCGUGCGUGCACACACACACUUACACGAAUCUUUAAGUAGAGUAAGAAAAUAUAUAUAUAACAAUGGUGCAUUGUUACAAGUUGUAAAACGAUAUUUAAGGUUCCCAUUGUGAGUUAACGUUUUAAUGUGAAUAACCCAGAACGUUUUUAAAGACUUUCCACAGAAGAGGGAUGUGAAUCAUAGCGCAUUGUACUACUACAAGGACUCCCCUACUUACGAACACUCGACUUAGGAACUUUCAGAGAUACUAACAAACCCAUCCAUAUUUCAUGUAGAUGCCACAUGAAGAACCAGUGGCAUCAACAUCUGCAGAACAUGAAAACCAGUGGCAUCUACAGGAGAUGAUACAACCUUGAAAGGCAUUCCCCGUGUUUAGUGUACACGCCGUACAACACGUGUGGAAUCGACGGGAGUAAAGUUGGACUUGCGAAACAAAUCGACUUGCGAACAGACCUCUGGAACCUAACUCGUUCGUAAGUAGAGGAGUCGCUGUACUGCAAACUUGAAUAAUUGUUGCUCGCGUCACUCGUCCCAACCUUACACCCACCCCCCAUUUAGCCCUUUCACCCCCCUCCCUCCCACCCUGAGCAGAGAAGAAACUCUUGAAAGUGCUUUGUAUAGAAGUGUAUGUGCGUAUUGCCUACUUGUGAUGGAUUGACUCUAGGUGCCCACUUGCCCCCCUCCCCUCCGUGUCGUGUGCGUCGCCGGUCUGGGUGAGCGAUUCGGGCAGAGGUCUCCUUUACUUUUGACCAAAGUGGCAUCAACGCGGGCCAAAAGGGGCUGUAAUGCCACCCAUUAUCACUCUUCGGAGGAAGAUUUAAAAACUUAAAAAAACACACAAAUCUGUAUAAUGAUGUUAUUCUGUUAUAGGAAGAAUCCUAUCCUCCUAGCCGAUGUAUUCAUAGAACCGAAGCUCUUUGCCUAUUGUAAUAAACGCGUUGCGUGUAACAAACCUC
This is a messenger RNA of Petromyzon marinus (sea lamprey), 11778 nucleotides long. The record is from RefSeq and is a predicted model, not a curated record. Lineage: Eukaryota; Metazoa; Chordata; Hyperoartia; Petromyzontiformes; Petromyzontidae.